Messenger RNA from Cyprinodon tularosa, 2879 nucleotides. RefSeq names its product ATP/GTP binding protein-like 2 (gene agbl2). The record is from RefSeq and is a predicted model, not a curated record. Gene Ontology annotation, molecular function: zinc ion binding; metallocarboxypeptidase activity. Gene Ontology annotation, biological process: proteolysis. NCBI's taxonomy places the organism in Eukaryota, Metazoa, Chordata, Actinopteri, Cyprinodontiformes, Cyprinodontidae. The transcript has 20 exons. Bases 175 to 2799 code for a protein of 874 amino acids.
GUAAAAACGGUUAUUUUGGGGCUAACUGUGGUUUAAAACUCUUCUGGUGUAGGAAGGUCUUAAAUACCAUAGGUCUCCAUGGCAAACACAGUGUUGUGGUACCUUGUUGCCUAGCAACGGCCAAACCCUGCUUUACCCAUGGAUUUUUAGUCACAAAGAAGUACGUGUCCGAAAAUGACAGAGACAGUGAAAACAUCAGACCCUGUUGCAAAGGUUUUCGAGAGUUUCUUGAAUACCUACAAGAAUCUGGAUGCUGGUGACUCCAACUCAGAGGAAGAUGAGGAGAAGUUAGCAAGGAAGAGGCAAUUAUGCAACGAUCUGAGUCAGAGCCUAGGGACCAGGCAGCUGCUCUUCAGCUUAGACAGUGGACAGCCGCUUUUGGUUCUAAGGCCACCACCGGAUGUGGUUAACUUCCUCCGUCCCCGAUGGCCAGUAGAGAGUGAAGUCAUCACUGACGUCAUCCAGCACAUAGAUUGGGAACCUCCAGAGCCAGAGCCAUUUUAUUGUCCCUCAGGACAGGAAGAGGCCCCCAUCCCAGUGGGAGACAAACAAGGAAAUGUGGUGUACUGUGCUGACCUUGCCACAAAGUGUCCGUACUUUACCUGUUCUCGUUUUGGAGGAAGCAUGGCGACUAGGAGUCCCACCUCCCUUAUCAAACCAUCAGAUAACAUCCUCGAGUUUGAAUCUCGCUUUGAAAGUGGGAACCUUCAAAAAGCUGUCCAAGUGGGCGUCUACGACUAUGAACUCACCCUGCGUGCAGACAUGUACACUGAGAAGCACACGCAGUGGUUUUACUUCAGGGUUAGGAACAUGAAGGCUGGAGUGACGUACCGCUUCACCAUCAUCAACCUGAUGAAGAAGAGCAGUCUGUAUUCCCAAGGCAUGAGGCCUCUCCUGUACUCUGAGAGAGCGGCUGAUGAGGAUGGGAUUGGAUGGCAGCGUGUCGGGUCCAAUAUCCGUUACUAUCAUAACUGCACUCAGAACACAAAGGAGAAGAGCGACGCUGCCAUCAAUCUUUACUCGCUCACCUGGACUUUCCAGUUCCCCUAUGACUCAGACACAUGCUACCUGGCCCACUGCUACCCCUACACGUAUUCCCGCCUGCAGGGCUACCUCAAGCAGAUAUCCUCCAAUCCAGCUGUAGCAUCAUACUGUAAAGUGCGCAUCCUGUGCAAUAGCCUCGCAGGGAACGCUGUGUACGUUAUCACAAUAACAUCUAGAGGAACCAGCCGGGAGGAUGUGAGAAGCAGGAAGGCUGUGGUGGUGACAGCACGGGUCCAUCCGGGAGAAACCAACGCAUCCUGGAUGAUGGAGGGGUUUUUAGACUUUCUGCUUGGAGACUCAGAGGAUGCACAAGUUCUCAGGGAUAACUUUGUUUUCAAGGUUGUACCGAUGUUGAACCCUGAUGGUGUCGUGGUGGGAAACUACAGGUGUUCCCUGGCAGGCAGAGACCUCAACAGAAACUAUAAGACGCUGCUCAAAGAUUCCUUUCCUUGUGUUUGGCACACCAGGGAUAUGGUCGAAAGACUGAUGACUGAAAAAGAAGUAGUUCUUUACUGUGAUUUCCACGGUCACAACCGCAAAAACAACGUGUUCAUGUAUGGAUGCAACAGUCGAGGCAAUGCUUCCAUCAAGCUGCAGGAGAGGGUCUUUCCACUAAUGAUGAGCAAGAAUGCGAGCAAUAAGUUCUCCUUCCAGAGCUGUAAGUUCCGGGUGCAGAAGAGUAAGGAGGGAACAGGGCGGAUCGUCAUGUGGAGACUGGGCAUCAAAAACAGCUACACCAUGGAGGCUACCUUUGGCGGCUCCACUCUGAAUGACAGAAGAGGGACCCAUUUUACUACUGGGGACUUGAAGUCAAUGGGCUUUUGCCUCUGUGACACCCUGCUGGACUUCUGUGACCCUGAUCAAACUAAGGUGGCAUACUGUCUAACAGAUGCAUCGGCCUUAAUGAGAAAGGAUGUUAAGAGGAAAAUGAACAAGGAUUCUGUCACAGACAGUAACUGCUAUAUGUCAGAACUGGAAACUAGCACAAGUGGCUCAAAUAGUUCAGAUUCUGACGGACUUCCUGUUCACUUGCUGCACCCGCAAAAAGGUUUAGAGAAUAAAAAAACUACUGUUGAGAAGAAAAAGAAAAAAUUAAUAAGUCGUAGGGAAAGACAGAGAUUCCAUCCGGACCGAAUGAGGAGUAACAAACCGGCAAAGGUUGUGGAGAGCAGCAGCAGUAAUAAAGACUCUGGUGUGUCUCAUCAAAAAACAGAUCCAGAGAAAAAAAAAGAGAACACUGUUGGAGGACAGAAGAGGAGAUGGCGGCCAAAAGGUCUGAGGAGGAAAUCUGAAAUCACAUCUCCAACCACUCAUGCUGAGGAGGGGAACUGUCAGGAAAACCUGUGCACAUCGUGCAAUCACCACGGGUUAGAGGACGUCCCAAGUACGUUAACCUCUGUGUCACCUCCAUCAGGCGAUGAAGUGAUGAAGAGAAGACAGACGAGCUGCAGCUGUCAGCUUCUCACUCUGAGCCUUCCUCCUUCAAAUCUGAUGCAGAUCAAACAAUACAGCUGUCCACCAUCUUUGUCUUCCUAUCAAGGCUGUAAAGGUUUAUCAAAUUUCUUUAUGGCUUCGUGCAGGGUUUCUCCUUCUGCAUUUGACAGGACAGGUCCAGGCGUCGCUCCAUCCACAGCCGUUAUCAGCAACAGAAGUUUACAGAAGGUCUCAAAUGACUUUUUAUCCAUCGGUGCCACUAAAUCGCUCACAGGCAUGACCAAAACAACACAGUGGAGCAGAGGUCGAAAGGAUUCAUGAAAAGGGUCAUCAGGACAAUCGUUCUUUACCGUGCCUGCAAAAUUUGUUAGACCCACUGAUAAAUAAAAAGCUUUAUUGCA